AAACCACGUUCCUUUCUCACAACACAUCUCCUAGGGGAUUGUGUUUAUUUUGAUUUUUCUUUGAAAAAAUAAAGAAAAAUCGACAAAUUAUUAAAAAAUAAUAAAUAAAAUCUUUGAAAAACAAUUAUAUUUGCUUACUCACAUAAAAUAAUAAUAAAAACAAUAUGCCGAAAGUAAGAAGUACUACGGGGGCACCCCGUAAACAGGGAUUCAAUAAAUCCAAUCACUCCAUGAAUCCUGAAAGACCCAAAUCUGGUCUAAAAGGAGUGGCCAAUCCCAGAACCAAGGGCACCAUUAAACGUCUGCAGAUGUACAGAAACUUCAAGGCCAAAAGAGAUCGUACUGGUAAAAUUAUUACACCAGCUCCCUUCCAGGGUCGCUUAGCUUCAGGUACAAUGGCCAGAGUGGAACCCACUCCCAAGUGGUUUAGUAAUUCACGCGUCAUUUCCCAAAAUGCCUUGCAAAAAUUCCAGGAUGAAAUAGGCAAAGCUAUUAAAGAUCCCUAUCAGGUGAUUAUGAAACCUAGCCAGUUGCCAGUCACUUUGCUGAAUGAAGCCUCCAAACAUCAAAGAGUCCAUUUGCUGGAAACUGAAAGCUAUGAAAGUGUUUUUGGUUCCAAAAAGCAAAGGAAGAGGGUAAAUCUGAAAGUAAGAGAUUUAGAAGAAUUAAGUCGUACUGUAGAGGCCCAAGAGGAACAAUACGAUGCCACAAAAGAUGUGGAUUUGGUGCGUGAGGAUACGGGAGAAAAAGAUGCUCAAAGAGAUUGGAUUUUUGCUGCUGGCCAGAGUAAACGUAUUUGGAAUGAGCUGCACAAAGUGGUUGAUGCCUCGGAUGUUCUUUUGCAAGUCCUGGAUGCCCGCGAUCCUAUGGGCACCCGUUCCAAGUACAUUGAAGAAUUUUUGCGCAAAGAAAAACCCCACAAACAUUUGUUCUUUAUUCUGAAUAAAGUAGAUUUGGUACCUGUUUGGGUAACACAACGUUGGGUGGCCAUACUCAGUGCUGAAUAUCCCACAAUAGCUUUCCAUGCCUCGUUACAACAUCCUUUCGGUAAGGGUGCUCUUAUCAACCUCUUCCGUCAACUGGGCAAGUUACACAUGGAUAAAAAGCAAAUCAGUGUGGGUUUCAUAGGUUAUCCCAACGUGGGUAAAUCUUCUGUGAUCAAUGCUUUAAGAUCGAAAAAGGUGUGUAAUGUGGCCCCAAUUGCCGGAGAAACCAAGGUCUGGCAAUAUAUUACGUUAAUGAAACGUAUCUUUUUGAUUGAUUGUCCUGGUGUGGUGUAUCCAUCAGCUGAAACAGACACUGAAAAGGUUUUAAAAGGUGUUGUGAGAGUGGAAUUGGUUACUAAUCCCGAGGAUUACGUAGAUACUGUAUUGAAAAGAGUGCGUCCAGAAUAUAUCAAAAAGACCUAUAAGAUUGAUAGUUGGACUACUACUUUGGAUUUCCUGGAACAAAUGGCCAAGAAAACUGGCAAACUUUUGAGAGGUGGUGAACCAGAUAUAACAGUGGUAUCCCGCAUGGUGCUUAAUGAUUGGCAAAGAGGUAAAUUGCCGUUCUAUGUAGCACCCGAAGGUUUUGAAGUUCCCAAAUCACAGUAUGAGCAAAAGUCACAAGAAUCCUUUGAAAAGGCCGAAGCAGCUGGUAAAACGGGCGAAGAAGAAGACGAUGCUAAGUCAGAGGCACCCACCUUUGUUAGUGAGUCGGUUAAGAAGGCCAGAGAAUUUAAACAGCUACAAGAUUUCCGUAAAAUUAAAGUGGGCAUUGAGUUUGUACAGGAUGAUAUCAAGGAAUUGGAUAAAAUCGAUUUGGAACUUUUGGCUCAACAAAAAGAGGAAAGGGCGGCGCGCAAAAAGGCCCGUCUACUCAAUCCCACGGGAGACGAUGAAGAUUCUAGUGAUGGUGCUAGUGAGUUCUAUUCUGAAGACGAAUAUGAUGAGGAUUUGGAAAAAGUGGUGCACAAAAAGGCAGCCGUCAAGAGAAAACAAACAGUGGCCAUUACCUCCUCCGGUAAAUUUAGAGUUGAAGAUAAAAUCGAAGAGUCUGAGGAUUCAGAUGGUGGUAAUACACCUGCAUUGCCGGCUAAGAAAAAACUCACCGCCAAACAGAAGAGAGCUUUGGAACGCCAACAGAAACGCAAGAAGGUGGGCAGUAAUUUCUACGAAGUGGCCAAUGUUAAGAAUCGUAAUCGUAAUAAGAAGAAAAAGGAUUAAUAUGUGUACAAUAAGCAUUAUCUUUUAUUCAUUCUUAUUCUUUAAAUAUUUUAAUUUUAAUCAUUAAAUAAACAAUUAAAACUUAAAAAAA
This is a messenger RNA of Lucilia cuprina (Australian sheep blowfly), 2298 nucleotides long. It is a transcript of the gene Ns2, whose product is annotated as nucleolar GTP-binding protein 2. Gene Ontology annotation, molecular function: GTP binding. The record is from RefSeq and is a predicted model, not a curated record. Gene Ontology annotation, cellular component: nucleolus. The transcript is spliced from 2 exons. Lineage: Eukaryota; Metazoa; Arthropoda; Insecta; Diptera; Calliphoridae. Bases 165 to 2207 code for a protein of 680 amino acids.